Messenger RNA from Dromaius novaehollandiae (emu), 3518 nucleotides. It is a transcript of the gene PHC2, whose product is annotated as polyhomeotic homolog 2. Gene Ontology annotation, cellular component: nucleus; PRC1 complex. Gene Ontology annotation, biological process: negative regulation of DNA-templated transcription. Lineage: Eukaryota; Metazoa; Chordata; Aves; Casuariiformes; Dromaiidae. Bases 324 to 2780 code for a protein of 818 amino acids. The record is from RefSeq and is a predicted model, not a curated record. Gene Ontology annotation, molecular function: zinc ion binding; histone binding; chromatin binding. The transcript is spliced from 14 exons.
CGCCCGGCACGUGACGCGCGCAGGAAUGCUAAUGAAUUAUGGCAUUUUUCUCCCCCUGCUCCGCCGUCUAAGGGAGAAGGAGCAGGCGGCGGACGAGGGGCACCGCCAGGUCGCCGGCAAGGUGGCCCCGCGGCGGCGGCGGCGGCGUUGGCCAGGCCCGGGCGCCCGGCUGGCGGUGGCGGGGUGGCAGCCGGGGCGCCCCGCCGAGCCCGCAGCCCGGCCUUAACCCUUUGGAGGCGACUCUGUCAUGGCUGGCGGGGGCCGCUCCGCCCGGCCGCCCCGCCGGGCCGCAGCCUGACCGGCGCCCCCCCCGCCCCGCCGCCAUGGAGAACGAGCAGCUCCCGGCGCCCGCCGCCGCCAGCAGCGCCGGCAGCACCGGCGCGACGCCCAGCAGCAGCGGCAGCGGCCGCCAGCCCGGCCCGCAGAUCUCCGUCUACAGCGGCAUCCCCGACCGCCAGACCGUGCAGGUGAUCCAGCAGGCGCUGCACCGGCAGCCCAACACGGCGGCGCAGUACCUGCAGCAGAUGUACGCGGCGCAGCAGCAGCACCUCAUGCUGCAGACGGCCGCCCUGCAGCAGCAGCACCUCACCAGCGCCCAGCUCCAGAGCCUCGCCGCCGUGCAGCAGGCGAGCCUGGCAGCCAACAGGCAGAGCGGCCCGUCGGGCGGCAGCGGGCCGCCGCCGGCGCCGGCGCAGCAGCCCACGAUCAACCUGGCGGCGGCGCCGGCGGCCGCGCAGCUCAUCAACCGGGCGCAGAGCGUCAACUCGGCGGCGGCCUCGGGCAUCGCGCAGCAAGCGGUGCUGCUGGGCAACGCCGCCUCGCCCGCCCUCACCGCCAGCCAGGCCCAGAUGUACCUGCGCGCCCAGAUGCUCAUCUUCACCCCCACGGCCACCGUCACCGCCGUCCGGCCCGAGAGCCCCGCGGCGCCCGCCGCCCCGCCGCCCGCCGCCGCCGCCCAGGUGAGCCCCAGGCGCCCCGCGGCCCCCCCGCGCCCCGCGCCCCCUCACCCGCUGCCCUUGCAGGUGCAGAACCUGGCCCUGCGCCCCGCCGCCGCCCCCGCCGGCCCCCACCUCCCCGCCCUGGCCAUGAAGCCCCCCGGCCCCCCCAAGCCCGCCGCCCCCAAGGCCGGCCCGCCCGAGCCCCCCGCCGAGCACCUCAAGAAGGGGGACGCCGCCGACGCCCGCGCCCACCCCCUGGCCCGCGCCGCCCCCGCCGCCGCCCACCCGCUCAUCGCCCCAGCCUACGCCCAGCUGCAGCCGCACCAGUUCCUGCAGCAGCAGCAGAAGCAGCUCCAGCAGCAGUUCGUGAUCCAGCAGCAGCAGCUGGCGCCGCGGGCCCAGCCCCAGCUCAUCCAGGGCGGCCCCGGCCCCGCGCCCCCGCUCCAGCCGCUGCCCUCGCCCGGCCCCGGCCCGGCCCCGCCGCCCAGCCCCGGGCAGCCCAAACCCGCCGGCGGCCCCGCGGCGGCGGCGGCGGCGGCGGGGGCCGAGGCGCCCAACGGCCACGGCGCCCCGCGCAAGUACCAGCACGCCUCCGCCGUCAUCCUGCAGCUGCAGCCCGCCGCCACGCCCCCGCUCGGCCUCGCCGAGGGCUCCCGCAAGGACCCGCCGCCCGCCGCCAGCCCGCCCGCCGCCCCGCCGCCGCCGCCCGCCGCCCGCUCGCCGCCCGCCGCCGCCCCCCCCCGGCCCGAGGAGCCCCGCGGCGACCGGCCCCCCGCUCACGAGACGGGCCCCGAGCGCGUUCAUGCGCAGCCCGCCGCCGCCGGCCCCGGCAUGACCUCGGGCACCGGGAGCUCUGCCGCCACCGCCACCGUCGCCGCCGCCCCGCACAAUGGUGAGAACAAGCCGCCGCAGGCCAUCGUGAAGCCCCAGAUCCUGACGCACGUUAUCGAGGGCUUCGUCAUCCAGGAGGGCGCCGAGCCGUUCCCGGUGGGGCGCUCCUCGCUGCUGGUGGGCAGCCUGAAGCAGAAGUAUGCGCAGGAGCUGCUGGCCGAGAAGCUCCCGCCGCCGGACAACGCCACCACCACCACCACCGACUCGGACAUGGAGGAGCCCUACGCCCAAGAGCCCAAGGAGGAGGGGAACCCCCCGAAGCUGAAGUGCGAGCUCUGCGGCCGCGUCGACUUCGCCUACAAGUUCAAGCGCUCCAAGCGCUUCUGCUCCAUGGCCUGCGCCAAGAGGUACAACGUGGGCUGCACGAAGCGGGUGGGCCUCUUCCACCCCGACCGCAGCAAGCUGCAGAAGCCCGGCGGACCCCCCCACGGGCGCCGCCGGACCUGCAAAGGCGCCUUGCCUGCCCUGAGCAAAGAUGCCAAGAAACAGAGCCCGGUUUCUCUCCCGACGGGCUCGGUGCCUCUCUCCGUGACGACGUCGCUGCAGCUCAACCACAGCCAGGAGGAUUCAAGCCGCUGCUCGGACAACUCGAGCUACGAGGAGCCGCUGUCGCCCAUCUCGGCCAGCUCAUCCACCUCGCGACGGCGCCAGGGCGACCGCGACCUCGAGCUGCGCGACAUGGAGCUGCCCGACAUGCACAUGCGGGACCUGGCGGGCAUCGGGCACCGCUUCCUGCCCAGCGAGCCCAGCAAGUGGAACGUGGAGGACGUCUACGAGUUCAUCCGCUCGCUGCCCGGCUGCCAGGAGAUCGCGGAGGAGUUCAGGGCGCAGGAGAUCGACGGGCAGGCCCUGCUGCUGCUGAAGGAAGACCACCUCAUGAGCACCAUGAACAUCAAACUGGGCCCGGCCCUCAAGAUAUACGCCCGCAUCAGCAUGUUGAAGGACUCCUAGAGCUGCCACGCUCGCACGAACACUCCCGCUGGGGUGGGCAGCGGUGGGGGGAGGUGGGAGGGACAAGGGGCCCCCCCUGCGCUCCCCCCGCCGCCGGGAGGGAGGGUGGGGGGAGGAUUCACUUGCUGAGCACAAAGGGCCCCUCUGCGCCCCCCUGGCCGGCGGCGGGGCCGGGGGCGCAGCUCUGCCGCAGGGAUGUGUAUAUAGUCUGUAGCGUUAGCUUCCCCUUGUACCGCCCCGGGGGGGGCCAGGGGGCUGGCCGGGGUGGGGGGGUGGCCUCCCCCCAGGGUGGGGGGUGGCUGGCCCCCCUACCCCGGGCCUUACCCCACCCAGCAGGGUGAAACAGGACGGUUGCCUUAAAGUUGGGCGCGUGGUCGUGCUGGCGGCCCCCCCUUAUGGGCUCGGCCACCCGCCCCAGGGAGGGAAUAGCCCCCUUUCAGGGCGCCUGGCGGAGAAGGGGCCCCCCCAGAGCUGGGGUGUGUUCCCUGCCCUCCCCGCGCCACCCCCCCGGUUCGGGGGGCACAGCGGAGGAUGGUCGCAGCUGCGCGGUGGGAGUUCGGUCCCCCUGAGGCAGGUAAGGAUCCCCCCGCGGGCCCCUCGCCACCACAGCCCGGCCACCAUGGUCUUUUUAAGAAGAGGAGAAAAAAGAAGGAGGAAAAAAAAAAAAAAAGAAAACCACACACAAAACAGAACCCUUUUUUUCCUGUUUUUGUUUAUAAUAAACACUGAAAAAGAAAA